UCUCAUGCUUCUCUCUGACGUCAGAAUUCUUGCGACUUUACCGAGCUCUAGCGUCGAACAUUUGGCAUCUUGUAAAAAAAGAGGAAAAAAGAGAGGAGAGAGCUGCGAGCCGUCUUCUGCUACCUGCGAGAUAAUGCUACAUCGUUGAGAAAUGACGUUUCGAGCACGUUGCGUAUUGUCGCGCAGGUGGAGCCUCGUCGUCGGGAUCUUGCUGCUGUGCGAUGUAUCGCGGCAUGUGUCACACGGCGAGGACACGGCUAACCUAAGCACGAGCGGGAUCAUCAUCGAGAACAAGACCGCGUCCGCGGUGACGGACGUUCCGGCCGCACCGAACGUUACGGCGAAUGUCAGCGUGUCAGCUGACGUGUCUAGCACGGCGCGAUCCGCGAACGGUACGAGCCGCGUCGUCAGUCACGAUGUCAGUACGACGACCACUGCGAAACCACCAGUACCACAACCAUCGCCGUCAUCGACUGCGACCGCGAGCACGGCGCAGCCCGACGGUGCACCCGCGAGUUACCAGACGACCGAGAAAACGUCGCCGAGUCCCAUCGGCGACAGGAACACAUCGGACAUCUCCGUGUCCCCGUCGCCGAGUCCGGAUGCUGUCAACGCGACCAACGUCACCACGACCACCGUCGCCCCGGCGGAGCCGGUCCUCCCCGACAAGGGCUCCGCCGAGGAGGAGCACAACAGCUCCAUGUCCAUAUUCUUCGUACUGUGCGUACUGGCGCUGGGCAUACUGCUGAUACAUCUGAUGCUCCAGACCAAUUUCCAGUACCUCCCCGAGUCAGUGGUGAUCGUCUUCCUGGGCGCCGCGAUCGGGAUGAUCAUAAACCUCAUGUCGCAUCAGAACAUAGCGAACUGGAGGAAGGAGGAGGCCUUCUCGCCGACCGCGUUUUUCCUGGUCCUACUCCCGCCCAUCAUCUUCGAGUCGGGAUACAAUCUGCACAAGGGAAAUUUCUUCCAGAACAUCGGCAGCAUCAUGGUGUUCGCCAUCUUCGGAACAGCUAUCUCUGCAUUCGUCAUUGGCGCCGGGAUAUAUCUGCUGGGCCUGGCGCAAGUGGCAUACAAGCUCAGCUUCGUCGAGAGCUUCGCAUUCGGCUCGCUGAUAUCGGCGGUGGACCCGGUCGCCACGGUCGCGAUCUUUCACGCACUGGACGUCGACCCAGUCCUGAACAUGCUGGUCUUCGGUGAAUCGAUUCUGAACGACGCUAUUUCCAUCGUGUUGACCACCUCCGUUCUGGAGUCCAACAACGCGGCGACGACCAGCGAGGCUAUCAUACUUGGCCUGAAUCGAUUUUGCCUUAUGUUCUUCGCGUCGGCGGGGAUCGGCGUGGUGUUCGCUUUGAUAAGCGCGCUGCUGUUGAAGCAUGUAGACCUCAGGAAGAAUCCGUCUUUGGAGUUUGGCAUAAUGUUGGUGUUCACAUACGCUCCAUACGUUCUAGCAGAAGGCAUACAGCUGUCAGGAAUUAUGGCGAUCCUGUUCAACGGAAUAGUCAUGUCGCACUACACGCAUUUCAACUUGUCGACUGUUACGCAGAUUACAAUGCAGCAGACAAUGCGAACGUUAGCUUUCAUCGCUGAAACCUGCGUUUUCGCAUACUUGGGAUUAGCAUUGUUUAGCUUUAGACAUAGGUUUGAGCCGGCAUUAGUCGUUUGGUCCGUGAUCCUGUGCCUGAUUGGAAGAGCCGCCAAUAUCUUUCCAUUGGCCUUACUCGUCAAUCGUUUCCGCGAGCAUCAAAUCACGAGGAAGAUGAUGUUCAUCAUGUGGUUCAGCGGCCUGCGCGGUGCUAUUUCGUACGCAUUGUCGCUCCAUUUGGAUUUCAGCGAUGAAACGCGCCACGUUAUUAUAACAACGACGCUCAUCAUCGUAUUGUUUACGACCUUAAUAUUCGGUGGGUCCACUAUGCCUCUAUUGAAAUUCUUAAGGGCCGAAAAAAAGCAGAAAAGCAACAGCAGGAGGAAGAAGAAGGAUAAGGAAGUUACAUUGAGCAAAACGAGAGAAUGGGGACAAACUAUAGAUUCCGAGCAUCUGUCGGAACUCACGGAGGAAGAAAUGGAAGUAUCCUUCUUGCAAUCGCGGAUUCGCGGUUUCGCAAGGUGGGAUCUGAAAUUUUUCAUUCCGUUCUUCACGAGGCGAUUCACGCAGCAGGAGUUGAAGGACUGCAAGUCGCAGAUGACAGAUUUGACGAAUCAAUGGUACCAAGCUAUCCGAAUCAGUCCAAUAGAGUCGGACGACGAGGCGACUACGGCAUCAACCGCACAAUUGAAUCUGAACGUCGCUGGAACAGCUAAAGAACAACCGCAUGGGAAGGAAAAGAACGGACGUCCUAGACACGGGUCUAUAUUAAGUAUUUAAUUUAUUUUGUGUGUGUGGCGUGUCCUUAAGUGUGCUGAACUACAUGCUUUCAAAUUAUAU
This is a messenger RNA of Wasmannia auropunctata (little fire ant), 2422 nucleotides long. It is a transcript of the gene Nhe1, whose product is annotated as sodium/hydrogen exchanger 8. Lineage: Eukaryota; Metazoa; Arthropoda; Insecta; Hymenoptera; Formicidae. The record is from RefSeq and is a predicted model, not a curated record. Bases 152 to 2362 code for a protein of 736 amino acids. Gene Ontology annotation, cellular component: Golgi apparatus; membrane. Gene Ontology annotation, biological process: proton transmembrane transport; regulation of pH; sodium ion transport. The transcript is spliced from 4 exons. Gene Ontology annotation, molecular function: sodium:proton antiporter activity.